Saccharomyces paradoxus is the source of this 2073-nucleotide messenger RNA. RefSeq names its product DNA-binding transcription factor AFT1 (gene AFT1). The transcript has a single exon. Bases 1 to 2073 code for a protein of 690 amino acids. The record is from RefSeq and is a predicted model, not a curated record. Gene Ontology annotation, molecular function: DNA-binding transcription factor activity, RNA polymerase II-specific. NCBI's taxonomy places the organism in Eukaryota, Fungi, Ascomycota, Saccharomycetes, Saccharomycetales, Saccharomycetaceae.
AUGGAAGGCUUCAACCCGGGCCACAUAGAACGUGCCUCGCCCAUUGACUCGUCUGACAGCCAUUCGUCAUCCUUUGUGUAUCCGCUGCCCAAAAGCACUAAUGAAUAUAUAGGCAAUCAUAAUGAAAGUCGUGUAAAUGCAAAUUCAGCCGCAGUGCCGUCUUCCAUAAUGUCCCUCAAUCUCAAAAGCACACACUCCCUCAAUAAUGAUCAGCAUAGUGAUCAGCAUAUUCAUACAUCAACAUCUCCAACGGAAACUAUUGGACAUAUUCAUCAGGUAGAAAAACUGAAUCAAAACAAUUUGAUUCAUCUCGAUCCAGUACCCAACUUUAAAGAUAAAUCCGAUAUCAAGCCAUGGUUACAAAAAAUCUUUUACCCUCAAGGGAUAGAGCUUGUGAUAGAAAGAUCGGACACGUUUAAAGUUGUCUUCAAGUGUAAAGCUGCCAAAAGGGGAAGGAACGCGAGAAGGAAAAGGAAAGAUAGGCUCAACGGACAGGACCAAGAAGAGGAGAAAUCGAAGACCAAUGACGACGAAUUAGAGUAUACGAGUCCUUCUAAUUUCACAGUAGCACCCAAUGGGCCUCAAUCAUCACCUGAUCAAUCGUCCUCCAUAAAGCCAAAGAAAAAAAGGUGUGUAUCGAGGUUUAACAAUUGUCCCUUCAGAGUACGAGCUACUUAUUCGUUGAAGAGGAAAAGAUGGAGCAUUGUCGUAAUGAACAAUAACCACUCGCAUCUCCUAAAAUUUAACCCUGAUUCUGAAGAGUACAAAAAAUUCAAAGAAAAAUUGAGAAGAGAUAAUGACGUAGAUGCGAUCAAGAAAUUCGACGAAUUGGAAUACAGAACUUUGGCCAAUUUGCCAAUUCCGACAGCUACAAUUCCUUGUGAUUGUGGUCUAACGAAUGAAAUACAAAGUUUCAACGUCGUCUUGCCCACUAACAGUAAUGUAAAUUCAUCUGCGUCUUCUUCUACAGUAUCGUCUAUAUCCCUUGAUUCUUCGAAUGCAUCUAAGAGGCCAUGCUUACCCCCUGUAAAUAGCACCGGUAGUAUUAAUACCAACAACGUAAGGAAACCAAAAAGCCAGUGUAAGAAUAAGGACACACUCUUAAAAAGAACCACCAUGCAAAACUUUCUCACUACUAAAUCGAGACUGCGUAAGACUGGCACCCCAACAUCCUCCCAACAUUCAUCCAGUGCAUUUUCGGGAUAUAUUGAUGAUCCUUUCAAUUUAAAUGAAAUCUUACCGCUGCCGGCUUCUGAUUUCAAGCUAAACGCCGUAACGAAUUUGAACGAAAUUGACUUUACAAAUAUUUUUACGAAAUCGCCACAUCCACAUAGCGGGUCCACUCAUCCAAGACAAGUCUUCGACCAAUUGGACGACUGUUCCUCUAUACUCUUCUCUCCAUUAACUACAAACACGAAUAAUGAAUUUGAAGGAGAAUCUGAUGAUUUUGUUCAUUCUCCAUAUUUGAAUUCGGAGGCCGACUUCAGCCAAAUUCUUAGUAAUGCUCCCCCAGCUCAUAAUGAUUCAGUUGAAAUUCACCAGGAAAACCAGGACAGUACUGAUAGAUUUGCAAAUAGUUCUCAAGAACACAAUGAAUAUAUCUUACAGUAUUUGACGCACUUUGAUGCGACCAACCACAAUAAUAUUGGUAUUCCAAACAACACAUUACAUCCGCUAAACACUCAGCAUAACGCUACUGAUCUGGGCAACCCACUUUUAAAACAGGAAGCUUUAGUAGGCAGCCCUUCAACAAAGAUCUUUGAUGAAUUAAAAUUCUUACAAAAUGGCCCACAUGGCUCUCAGCAUCCUGUAGAUUUUCAACAUGUUGACCAUCGUCAUCUGGGUUCCAAUGAACCUCAAGUACGAUCAAAUCAAUAUGGACCGCAACCGCAGCAACCGCAAUAUCCUCAUAACCAAUCCCACCACGGGCACAGCCAUGGCCAGCACCAAGAAAUACAGAGGGAAGUGCAAGCACACGAAUCGUUAGAAAUAAUGGGAAAUACAUUAUUAGAAGAAUUCAAAGACAUUAAGAUGGUGAAUGGCGAAUUGAAGUAUGUGAAGCGGGAAGAUUAG